AUGGCGGCUGUGGAAGUUGAGCGUGCUAAGUUAGAAUCAACCUUAAGGAAUUUAAAACUUUUUGGACACGUUGGUUUUGAUAGUCUUCCUGAUCAAUUAGUGAACAAAUCUGUGCAGAAUGGAUUUGUCUUUAAUAUUCUUUGCAUUGGUGAAACUGGCCUUGGAAAGUCGACGCUUAUGGAUUCGUUAUUCAACACUAAUUUCGAAUCGAAUCCAAGUCCUCAUAAUUUACCCGCUGUAAAAUUAAAGGCUCAUACAUAUGAGUUACAAGAGAGUAGUGUUAGACUGAAAUUAACAAUCGUAGACACUGUUGGAUAUGGUGAUCAAAUUAACAAAGAAGAUAGCUUCAAAGCUGUUGUUGAUUACAUAGAUGCACAAUUUGAAGCUUAUCUUCAAGAAGAGCUCAAAAUUAAACGAUCUCUUUCUACUUAUCAUGAUAGCAGAAUUCAUGUCUGCUUAUAUUUCAUUUGUCCAACUGGUCAUGGCCUAAAAUCAAUUGAUCUUGUGUGUAUGAAGAAACUCGAUACCAAAGUCAACAUUAUUCCUAUUAUAGCCAAAGCUGAUACAAUAUCAAAGACUGAAUUACAAAAAUUUAAGAGUAAAAUCAUGUCGGAACUACAAAAUAAUGGAGUUCAUAUUUAUCAAUUUCCAACUGAUGAUGAAAGUGUAGCUGACAUGAAUACAUCAAUGAAUGCACACGUACCAUUUGCAGUAGUCGGAAGUAUUGAUUUUGUUCGUGUAGGGAACAAAAUGAUGCGUUCCCGUCAAUAUCCAUGGGGAACUGUUCAAGUCGAGAAUGAAUCGCAUUGUGAUUUUGUUAAAUUACGUGAAAUGCUCAUCAGAACUAACAUGGAAGAUAUGCAUGAGAAGACCCAUUGUCGCCACUAUGAAUUAUAUCGCAAAAAACGAUUAGAACAGAUGGGAUUCAGUGAUGUUGACAGUGAGAAUAAACCUAUAAGCUUCCAGCAAACUUUCGAAUCAAUGAGAACCGCUCAUUUACAAGAACUUCAACAAAAAGAAGAUGAAAUGCGACAAAUGUUUGUUGCCAGAGUUAAAGAAACAGAAGCAGAAUUGAAGGAAGCAGAGAAAGAGCUUCACAAUAAAUUUGAUAAGUUGAAAAAAGACCACAUGGAGGAAAAAAAGAAACUAGAAGAAAACCGUAAGAAACUCGAAGACGAUAUUUUAGAGUUUAAUAGAAGAAAAGCCCAAAUUUCUCAACAAUCUCAUCAUACAUUAACUCUUGGAAAAAGUAAAAAGAAGUAAUCGGAAUCGCGGGACAUGAAUUUUCUUCCACAUUAUGAGUUAUUAUAAUUCAGUAUUUAUGAUUAUGACUUUUCAUUUAUAUAACUUCUUUUUAAGUAUUAGUGUAGUACUUUAGUACAUUAUAAUCAAUAUAUAAGAAAUUUAUAUAUUUAAUAUAUUUUUCAUUGAC
Messenger RNA from Chelonus insularis, 1432 nucleotides. RefSeq names its product septin 2 (gene Septin2). Gene Ontology annotation, molecular function: GTP binding; GTPase activity; molecular adaptor activity. NCBI's taxonomy places the organism in Eukaryota, Metazoa, Arthropoda, Insecta, Hymenoptera, Braconidae. Gene Ontology annotation, cellular component: cell division site; septin complex; microtubule cytoskeleton. The transcript has 7 exons. The coding region runs from base 1 to 1263 and encodes 420 amino acids. The record is from RefSeq and is a predicted model, not a curated record. Gene Ontology annotation, biological process: cytoskeleton-dependent cytokinesis; intracellular protein localization.